Solanum dulcamara is the source of this 3003-nucleotide messenger RNA. RefSeq lists its product as uncharacterized. NCBI's taxonomy places the organism in Eukaryota, Viridiplantae, Streptophyta, Magnoliopsida, Solanales, Solanaceae. The record is from RefSeq and is a predicted model, not a curated record. The transcript has a single exon. Bases 1 to 3003 code for a protein of 1000 amino acids. Gene Ontology annotation, molecular function: nucleic acid binding.
AUGACACAUACUGCAACUCCUAACAUGCAAUAUGUGCCGCAAGUAUAUGUAGCGGAAGCUCAACCUUUUGUUACUCCAAUGCCAACCAUGUCAGAAGUCGAUCCAUAUAAAGAGAUGGAGAGAAAGGACAGAUCAAAAACAGAUCAAAGUGUAGCUAGGGAGAUUCGUAAUUUGAAAGAAGCAUUCAAAAGUAUCCAAGUUCACAAAGGAUGUGAAGGGCUUGAGUAUGAGGAUUUAUGUGUUCAUCUCGAUGUUGAGUUGCCUGUAGGAUAUAAGGUACCAAAAUUUGAUGUGUUUGAUGGGAAGGGAAAUCCUCGAGCCCAUUUAAGAUCAUAUUGUCACAAGCUAGUCGGAGUGGGGAAAGAUGAGGCUAUUAGGAUAAAGUUAUUUAUAAGGAGUUUAACAAGAGAAGCCCUGGACUUGUACACAAGUCAGGAUCCAAAGAAAUGGUGUAGCUGGAGUAUCAUGGCAUAUGAGUUCAUGGAUAGGUUUAAGUUCAACACUGAGGCUAUACCAGAUAGGUUCUAUUUGAUGAAAUUAGAAAAAAAGUCGAUAGAGUCUUUCAGGAAAUAUGCCAUGAGGUGGAGAGCAGACGCUGCAAAAGUUCAACCUCCGAUGAUGGAAAGCGAAAUGACCACUCUUUUCAUACAAUCUCAAAAGGAUGCUACAUAUUAUGAAAAGAUGAUAAGCGUGGUAGGAAAAAAGUUCUUCCAAGUUAUAAGGAUGAGAGAAUUCAUUGAAGAAGGUAUUAAAACUGGGAGAAUCACUAAUUUGACAGCCUUGCAAGCAACAAGUAGGGCGAUUCAGUCAGAUUCAAUUGGAGGAGCCUUUAAGAAAAAGAAGGACGGAGUGUCCGCUGUCAUGACUAUCCAGGAACGUAGGCCAAACCAAAUGUUAACAUACCAAAACCCCUUACCCCAACCUUUAUACUAUAGUCAGUAUACCCAAGUUCCUCAACCGUAUUACCAGCCUUCUGCCGCCCCUUACCCAGUUUACACCACUCAACCAAUAUAUUAUCCACCCAGAGCACCUACUUAUCCAAAUCUCUCACAAUACCAACCUUCAUACCCGCCUCAAUUCCACUAUCAAUCACAAAAUUGCCCAUCAAAUCCACCCAGACCUCGCCCAAAUUUUGAAAGAAGACCAGUCAAAACCUAUACACCUUUAGCCGAACCUUUAUCCCAACUAUAUAAAAGAUUGAGAACCACAAUGAUACUCCAACCCAUCCAAGAACGAAUUCCCAAUCCCCUUCGAGGAUGGUACGAUGGAACUAAGCAUUGUGCUUAUCACUCUAGAAUUGCUGGACACGACACCGAAAAUUGUUUUACUCUUAAAGAUAAGAUUGAGGCGUUGAUCAAAGAAGGAGUCAUUCAACUCAAAGGUGUUGCCCCUAAUGUAAAUAAAAAUCCUUUGCCAAACCAUGGGAGUGUGAAUAUGAUCACCAUUGAUGAAGAAUGUAAUUUGGAAGGGAUCAUUGUGCCAGUCAAAGAACAUAAAAAUGUCAUGACAUCAGCCUUUAUUGCUCCCAUUAUCAUAAUCCAAGCGCGAGCGCCAUUUGAAGUGGAAGUUCUGGUUCCUAAACCUAAGAUUACGGCUUUGAUUGUUCAAUCAACUCUUUUUGACACUAAAGCGGUUCCCUGGAGUUACUCAACUGACACAAGGGACAGAGGGAAAGGAAGGUUAGUUGUAGAAGUUGCUGCUGCCAGAAUGACAAGAUCUGGGCGAUGUUAUGCCCCUGAAGAUGUUGUACGAGCCGGAUCAAAUAAGGAGAGUAACCAAAAGAGGGUUAUGAAAGAAGCUGAAAUAGAGGAUUUUUGGAGGAAAAUGCCAACAAAAGAAUAUUCUGUUGUUGAACAGUUGAAGAAGACUCCUGCCCAAAUUUCCUUGAUGUCAUUAUUGAUGAGUUCUGAAACUCAUAGGAGCGCUUUGGUGAAAGUUCUAAGUGAAGCUUAUGUUCCGGCCGAGAUCACAAGUGAGAAUCUUUCAGCCAUGGUAGGGCAAGUUUUGGAAGCAAACAAAGUCUGUUUUCAUGAAGAGGAAUUACCAUCUGAAGGUUUGGGACAUAACAAAGAGUUGAACAUAACUGUUAGGUACAGGGACAAGUUUAUUUCUAGAGUUUUGAUUGAUAAUGGUUUAGCUGUCAAUAUCUGUCCUUUCAUUACCCUUCGAGCUUUGGGAAUUGAUAUCGGGAAAAUUCAUGAAAGUCAUGUAAAGGUUAGAGGUUUUGAUGGGACAAAAAGGGGAGUCAUUAGCAAAAUUGAUUUGCCACUGCAAAUUGGACCCGAGGAGUUCGUGGUAGAAUUCCAAGUAUUGGACAUAUCUGCUAGUUACAAUUUAUUGCUUGGGAGGCCUUGGAUCCAUAUGGCUGGUGCGGUCCCUUCUACCCUGCACCAAAAUUUAAAAUUUGUUUGGAACCACCAUGAGAUUAUUGUUCAUGGAGAAGGUAGUAAUUCCAUGUAUCUUGGUAAUUCAAUCCCCGUUGUUGAAAGUAUAGAAGAACUGGAUGGGUUUGUGUUCCAUACUAAAGAGAUUAUGUGUGUCCAUCAAACCGAAAGGGUAAAGUUGCCACAUGUGCUUAUGAUGGUGGCUUGGGAAAUGUUGAAGAAUGGUUUCAUACCUAGUCGAGGUCUUGGAGUGAACUUGGAUGGAAUAGUGGAACCAAUUCAAUUGCCGGGCCAGAAAUACACCUUUGGUUUAGGAUAUGAGCCUACUCCUGAAGAAGUCUCAUUGGCCGAUCUCAAAAGGAAAAGUGACAUUCCAUUGCCCCAUCCCAUCCCGCACUUGAAUCAGUCAUUUUCCAAGGCAUAUAUUAUAAAGGAAUCAGAGAAAGCCGUUGAAGACACCCUCAUGGAAGGACUCAAAAACUUAUUUAUUAAAGAAGUGGAAUGCAACAUGAUCUUGGAGGAUUGUACCGAGAUUUCGACCAUAUGGGAUGUGGAGCCUGGAGAUGCUUUGAACAAUUGGACUUGUAACCCGUCCCCGUUUCCUCGGGAAUCUUGGUAG